Molecule: messenger RNA, 3825 nt
Organism: Juglans regia (Persian walnut)
Lineage: Eukaryota; Viridiplantae; Streptophyta; Magnoliopsida; Fagales; Juglandaceae
Product: putative disease resistance RPP13-like protein 2
Exons: 1
Coding region: 148-3678 (1176 amino acids)
Biological process (GO): defense response to other organism
Molecular function (GO): ADP binding; ATP hydrolysis activity
Source: RefSeq, a predicted model, not a curated record
GGCAGGUCAAGGCAUUGAGUGGUCUUGGUCCAAUUCAAGAGCCAUUUGUACUCCGCCACAACUGGUGCUCAAACAAGGAAGCACCCUUCCUGGUUUAAGGAGAAAGAGGAUAAGAGGAGGGAGGAGGAGCGAGGCUGGAGAGAAUCAAUGGAUGUUGGGGCAGUUGUCUCUUUAGUCAUAAAGAAACUCACAGACAUGCUCAUUCAAGAAUCAAUCAUCUUCAAAGAGGUGAUAGAUGAGGUAGAGCUGGUCAGAGUAAGUCUUAGACAGACCCAGAACUUUUUAAUUGAAGCAGAAGAUAGGAAAGAACGCAAUUACAAAGUUAAGAAGUGGUUAGAAGAAUUUCUUGUUCUUGUUUACAAUGCAGAGGAUGCAAUUGAAACAUUUGUCCUAUAUAGAAUGUAUAUAAGAAGUAUGGGCUUCUCUAGGAGAUUGACUUUCAUCCGCAAGAAGUUGAGGCAUGGUGCAGACUUUCGUAGUGAGGUAGAGAAGAUCAAGAACAAGAUCAAGGAUAUUAAGAAUAAAAUCGAGGAGAUCAGGGAGCCAAAACGUACUAGCUAUUUUGUGAAUAAAGAAUCAGACCCGAUUGGGUUCAAAGAGGACAAAAAAAGGUUAGUGACCAGGCUAACUGACACUUUCCUCCGAAGCCUUCACAUCAUCUCUAUUGUAGGUCAGGUUGGCUCUGGCAAGACUACCCUUGCUACAGCUCUAUAUGGUAGUAGUAAGAUUAAUCGUCAUUUUGAUUGCUGUGUGUGGGUUUCUGCCUCUGAGAACCCUAGAGAUAUUAUCCUCAUGAGCAUUUUGCGGCAGACUGAAAAUUCAAUGGUUGGUGAAAAAACUUCUAUUACAGAGUUGGAAGAAGAGAUUCAAGAAAGGUUGCGUAAUAAAAGGUACCUGGUAGUGUUGGAUGAUGUGCGGUCACGUAAUGCUUUGGAGGCCCUGCGUGCCUUGCCAAAACAAACUAAUGGUAGCAGAGUGUUGUUGACUACUAACAACGAAGAUGUCGCUAGGUUUGCAGAUCCAAGCCGAUUGCCUUACCAACUCAAGCCACUAAAAGAUGAUGAUGCCUGGAAUUUGUUUUUGAAAACGAUACGUUUGCCAAAGAACGUUCAGUUCUCUGAAUUGGAGAUAUCUGAGCUCAAAACAAGAAUUAUAAGAAGAUGCAAGGGUUUACCUUUAGCAAUCUUAGAGCUGGGAGAUUUUCUGUCCACAAGAGCUGCGAGCUAUGGCGAAUGGUUGAAAGUUCUUGACCAUCCAGUUUGGCAACUUGGUAGAAAUGAAGAUCUUCACAAUGAGGUAGAGGAGAUCAAGAAUAAGAUCAAUGAGAUCAAGGAAGAGGAAGAGCAUGGGGAGCCCCUCAGGAUUCAAGAAUAUUUAAACGUGCGCAAAUCAAGCAAUCAAGAUGAAGGGUUAAGGCAAAAUCAACAGAACAGUUCAAGCUAUUCUAUGGAUGAAGAACAUUCAGAUGUCAUUGGCUUCCAAAAGCACAAAAGAAGGCUGGUGACCAGGCUAACUGACACUUACCUCCGAAGUCGUUAUGUCAUCUCAAUCUUAGGCCCGGUUGGCUCGGGCAAGACGACCCUUGCAAUGGAAAUAUAUGGCAGCAAUGCGAUCAGAUAUCAUUUUGAUUUCCGUGCAUGGGUUUCUGCCUCUGAGAAUCUUAGAGAUGUCUACCUGAUGCUUUUGGAGCAGGCUGAAAAUUCUAUGGAUUAUGAGGAAGCUGCUACAGAAGAAUUGGUAGAGAAGCUCCGAGAGAAGUUGCAUAAUAAGAGGUACCUAGUGGUGUUGGAUGAUGUGUGUUCACGGGAUGUUUUGAACACUCUGCGUAAUGCCUUGCCAAAUGAAACUAAUGGCAGCAGGGUGCUGUUGACUACUAGCAAUGAAGACGUCGCUUGGUCUGCUGAUCGAAUCCGAAAGCCUUACCAUCUCCAGCCACUAGAAGAUGAUGAUGCAUGGAAUUUGUUCUUGAAAAAGGUUCACUUGUCAGAGAACAUUCAGUUCUCUGCUUUUGAGAUAUCUGAGCUCAAAAGAAGAAUUCGAAGAAGAUGCAAGGGCUUACCUUUGGCAAUCGUAGUGUUGGGAGGUUUUCUGUCGACAAAAGGUAUGAGCUAUGAAGAAUGGUCACAAGUUCUUGACCAUCAAAGCUUGCAGCUUGAUAUAAAUGGUGUAGAGUUCUCGAAAAUCUUGGCCUUGAGUUACAAUGAUCUACCUUUCCACUUAAGGCCUUGCUUGUUUUAUUUUGGGCUUUUCCCAAAAGGAUAUGAAAUUCCUGUGAGAAGGUUAUUGCUGUUAUGGCUUGCAGAAGGGUUUGCAAAGCAGUCACUCGAGAAGACUCCAGAGGAUGUGGUGGAAGGAUAUCUGGAUGAACUUAUUAAACGGCAAAUGAUUCAGAUAAAAAAAUGGAGAAAAGAUGGGAGUCCCAAAAGAUGCCUCUUGCGCGGUGAGCUUCACGAGAUCAUCUCCUCAAAAGCAGAAGAUAUUGGCUUUUUGCAUAUCCAGGGAAUUAUGUCAGAUCGUGAAGAAAAUGAAUCUCGUAAGCUUAGUGUUCGUCGAGUUGCCGGGCAUGGUGAUAUCAAAGAGUAUCCAUGCAAAGAACUGUACAUUCAACAUUUGCGCUCUUACUUGUCGUUCAACACUCAAAACAAAGAUGUGCCUGCGAAGGAAAUAAGGAACUUCCUCAACAAAGUCGUUGGCUACCGAGGCUUUGGAUUACUCAGGGUGCUUGAUUUAGAGCGAGUUUACAAACCUAAACUAUCCGAGAAUCUGGAAAAACUGUUUCACUUAAGGUACCUGGGAUUAAGAUGGACCUUCUUGGAUACCCUUCCCGACUCUGCUAGUGAGUUGCCAUACUUGGAGACCUUGGAUGUGAAGCACACCUACAUCAGUUCUCUACCCAUUUCUAUUUGGAAGAUGAAACACAUACGACAUCUGUGUUUGAAUGAAAUAUGCUUUGACAUGUCUGUGCAAAAACAUAACAGUUCGCUUACCCAACUUCAAACAUUAUGGGGAUUACUUGUGGACAAUAAGAGUCCAGUGAAGAAUGGUUUGGACAAGUUAGUAAAUCUCAGGAAACUGGGUUUGACCUAUCAUUUAGACUCGGUUCAAGAAUUAAAUGAGUGGAUUGCAAGAUUGGCAAGUCUUCAAUCUUUGAGGUUAAGAUCCAAAGACAAAAAUGGUCGACCUUCAAAGCUUGGAUUGAAUCCUCUGUCAAGCCUUGAGAAUCUCACUCACCUGUAUUUGCUUGGAAACUUACCAGAGCUACAAGAUGGGUUUGAAUUCCCUCUAAGACUUAGAGUUCUUACUUUGUCAGUCUCAAAGCUGGAAAAAGAUCCCAUGCCAAUUCUAGCGCAGUUACCAAACCUUGUUGUCCUUAGGUUGUUGGCCGAUUCCUACACUGGGAAGGAAAUGCUUUGUCCUCAAGGAGGCUUCAGUAUGCUUCGAACUCUGAAGCUGUGGAUGCUAAAGGAAUUGGAUAAAUGGACUGUGGAGGAGAGAGCAAUGCAGAAUCUCCGAGAAUUAGAGAUCCGAUGCUGUAACAAGCUAAAGAAGCUCCCAGAGAAGUUGCUAGAUCUCAGCACCAUUGAGGAAAUAAUUCUAACGAACAUGCCAAAGGAAUUUGUAGACAAUGUUCAAGCCGACAAGCAAAAGAAGAAACUAAUCACCACCAAAACAUUGUAGUUCUGAAGCCACCAAUUUGGUAGCUUCUUGGUGUUAUAAUUGACGUUGGCAUGUUGCUUUGUUCCUUGUGCUGUUUUGUUAAAGUAAUUGUUAAGAGAUUGCAGUUUUAUCCCAUGCGAUACAUUGAGUGGCUGUUUCAUUCUUUGA